Messenger RNA from Cornus florida, 1244 nucleotides. RefSeq names its product protein TIC 20-I, chloroplastic-like. The record is from RefSeq and is a predicted model, not a curated record. The transcript has 3 exons. The coding region runs from base 119 to 922 and encodes 267 amino acids. Lineage: Eukaryota; Viridiplantae; Streptophyta; Magnoliopsida; Cornales; Cornaceae.
UGUAUUCAUUAAUACUCGAGGCUUCUCACAGCCGCAACACUCUUCACAAAGCUCUCCACUUCCGGCCAUCCGACGGCGUCCACCAUAAUUUCCGACAGUCUGAACAACUUACUUGAAUAUGAUUCUAAGCCAAUGCUCUAUGAUAUCUGGGAGUGCUUUUAUGAAUUAUAGGGCAUGUUACUCAGCUUCUGUGGGUGUGCCUUGCUUGCCCGCCAAAGUUCCAUUCUCUAGCAUUAGGAGUUCAUGGGGACCUCGUCAAGAACCAAAAUCGUCGUCUUUUGGAGGACCGCCACUUCUGCAGCUUUCGUCUGCAUCAACGCCGCUUUUUAGUGGUGAUCAAGGGAGCUUGUCAGAUAGAAUACCCAUGCUACCAAGGCGAGGGAGAUCUUUUAUGUCCCCAAGAGCAUCGAAGGAUGUCCCUUACAGUUUUCGGUAUCCUGCAAUGACCAAGAAGCCAAAAUGGUGGUGGAGGACAUUAGCAUGUCUGCCCUAUUUAAUGCCCCUCCAUGAGACAUGGAUGUAUGCUGAGACAGCAUAUCAUCUCCACCCAUUCUUGGAGGAUUUGGAAUUCUUGACAUACCCUUUCUUGGAAGCAAUUGGCAGAUUGCCAAGCUGGUUCUUAAUGGCAUAUUUCUUUGUUGCAUAUCUUGGAGUGGUGAGGAAAAAGGAAUGGCCCCACUUCUUUAGGUUUCAUGUGGUGAUGGGCAUGCUAUUGGAGAUUGCCUUACAGGUGAUAGGGACUGUAAGCCGUUGGAUGCCGCUGGCCGUAUAUUGGGGUAAGGUUGGUAUGCAUUUCUGGACUGCUAUUGCAUUUGCUUACCUUUUCACGGUUCUGGAGUGCAUGAGGUGCGCCCUUGCUGGGAUGUAUGCAGACAUUCCUUUUGUGUGUGAUGCGGCAUACAUUCAAAUUCCGUAUGAUUAAGGAGGGUACGCAUAGGAGUGGCAGAUGGUACUUGCGUCACGUCUUUUUGUAGGAUAUGUUGUCUACUUCUUUAGUGUUUUUUCCCCUUUUUUGUUGAGUAAAUAACUAAAUUAAGUUCUUGAAUUUGGCAUUGCCCAGACUUGAACUGGAAACCAAUGAUAGGCUCGGCUUUUGGAUGAGUUCUUUUUAAUUUAUGUAGUUGUUUUUGUACCCAAGUGAUGCUUAUAAAAACUCUCAUUUGAAAUUUCCAAGACUUUAGAGGAGUAGUUUAUGUAUACCGGACUUGAUAUUCCUUGUACUUGUGUCUCUGAAUUCCUUUUCU